AGAUUUUAUGCCACGAUGAGGACUCACACACGGGGGGCUCCCAGUGUGUUUUUCAUAUAUUUGUUUUGCUUUGUGUCCACUUAUAUCACUGACGAGAACCCAGAAGUCAUGAUUCCUUUCACCAAUGCCAACUAUGACAGCCAUCCAAUGCUGUUCUUCUCCAAGACAGAAGUAUCUGAGCUCCAGCUCAGGGCCACCGGUUCACACAAGCACAUAGCUGCCAGGCUCACAGAAGCUGUGCAUGCCAUGUUGUCUAGCCCCUUGGAAUACCUUCCUCCCUGGGAUCCCAAGGACUACAGUGCUCGAUGGAAUGAAAUUUAUGGCAACAAUUUGGGUGCAUUGGCAAUGUUCUGUGUGCUGUAUCCUGAGAACAUUGAAGCCCGAGACAUGGCCAAAGACUACAUGGAGAGGAUGGCAGCGCAGCCUAGUUGGUUGGUGAAAGAUGCUCCUUGGGAUGAAGUCCCGCUUGCUCACUCCCUGGUUGGUUUUGCCACUGCCUAUGACUUCUUAUACAAUUACCUGAGCAAGACACAACAAGAAAAGUUUCUUGAAGUGAUUGCCAAUGCCUCGGGUUAUAUGUAUGAAACUUCAUAUAGGAGAGGAUGGGGAUUUCAAUACCUGCACAACCAUCAGCCCACCAACUGCAUGGCUUUGCUCACAGGAAGCCUGGUUUUGAUGAAUCAAGGGUAUCUUCAAGAAGCCUACUUGUGGACCAAACAAGUUCUAACCAUCAUGGAGAAGUCUCUGGUCUUGCUCCGAGAGGUGACAGAUGGUUCCCUCUAUGAAGGUGUUGCAUAUGGCAGCUACACCACUAGAUCCCUGUUUCAGUACAUGUUUCUUGUUCAAAGGCACUUUGACAUCAACCACUUUGGCCAUCCGUGGCUUAAGCAACAUUUUGCAUUUAUGUAUAGAACCAUCUUGCCAGGAUUCCAAAGAACAGUGGCUAUUGCAGACUCAAAUUAUAACUGGUUUUAUGGUCCAGAAAGCCAAUUAGUGUUCCUGGAUAAAUUUGUCAUGCGUAAUGGCAGUGGUAACUGGCUGGCUGACCAAAUUAGAAGGAGUCGUGUGCUGGAAGGUCCAGGGACCCCAUCCAAAGGGCAGCGCUGGUGCACUCUUCACACAGAAUUUCUCUGGUAUGAUGCCAGCUUGAAAUCCAUUCCUCCUCCAGAUUUUGGCACGCCUACAUUGCAUUAUUUUGAAGACUGGGGUGUUGUGACUUAUGGAAGUGCUCUGCCUGCAGAAAUCAAUAGAUCUUUCCUUUCCUUUAAGUCAGGAAAACUUGGGGGACGUGCAAUAUAUGACAUUGUCCACAGAAACAAAUACAAAGAUUGGAUCAAAGGAUGGAGAAAUUUUAAUGCCGGACAUGAACAUCCAGAUCAAAAUUCAUUUACUUUUGCUCCCAACGGUGUGCCUUUUAUUACUGAGGCUCUCUAUGGGCCAAAGUACACAUUCUUCAACAAUGUCCUAAUGUUUUCUCCAGCUGUGUCAAAGAGCUGCUUCUCUCCCUGGGAGGGUCAGGUCACAGAAGAUUGCUCAUCAAAAUGGUCGAAAUACAAACAUGACUUGGCAGCUAACUGUCAGGGGAGAGUGGUUGCAGCAAUAGAGAAAAAUGGGGUGGUUUUUAUUCGAGGAGAAGGUGUGGGAGCUUAUAACCCCCAGCUCAAGCUGAAGCAUAUCCAAAGGAAUCUGAUCUUGCUGCAUCCACAACUGCUGCUCCUUGUAGACCAAAUUCACCUAGGAGAGGACACCCCUUUGGAAUCCAUGGCAAGCUUCUUUCACAACGUGGAUGUGCCUUUUGAGGAGACAGUGGUAGAUGGGAUACAUGGGGCAUUCAUCAGACAACGAGAUGGUCUCUAUAAAAUGUACUGGAUGGAUGAUACAGGCUACAGUGAGAAAGGAACCUUUGCUUCAGUGACUUACCCUCGGGGAUAUCCCUACAAUGGAACGAAUUAUGUGAAUGUUACCAUGCACCUCCGAAGUCCCCUCACCAGGGCAGUUUACCUCUUCAUAGGGCCAUCUCUAGAUGUUCAGAGCUUCAGCAUUCAUGGAAACUCUCAACAGCUGGAUGUGUUUAUAGCUACCAGUGAACAUGCCUAUGCCACUUACAUUUGGACAAGUGAUACCACAGAACAGUCUGCCUUUGCACAGGUCAUUGCAGACCGUCAGAAAAUUCUCUUUGACCAGAGUUCAGUCAUCAAGAACACCAUUGUCCCAGAGGUGAAAGACUAUGCUGCAAUUGUGGAACAGAAUCUGCAGCAUUUUAAACCAGUGUUCCAACUGCUAGAGAAGCAGAUCCUAUCUCGAGUCCAGAACACAGCAAGUUUUAGGAAGACCGCUGAACGCCUACUGAGAUUCUCAGAUAAAAGACAGACAGAGGAGGCCAUUGAUAGGAUUUUUGCCAUAUCUGAACAGCAGCACCAGCAAAUCAAGUCAAAGAAAAAUCGAAGGGUAGGCAAACGCUAUAAAUUUGUGGAUGCUGUCCCUGAUAUUUUUGCACAGAUUGAAGACAAUGAAAAAAAGAUUCGACAGAAAGCUCAGAUUUUGGCACAAAAGGAACAGCCUAUAGAUGAAGAUGAAGAAAUGAAAGACCUUUUAGAUUUUGCUGAUGUAACCUAUGAAAAACACAAAAAUGGUUUUAUAAAGGGCCGGUUUAGAGCGGGACGAAUGGUGACAACUCACAGCAAAGCUCCAUCACUGUCUGCUUCAUACACCAGGCUGUUCCUGAUUCUGAACAUAGCUAUUUUUUUUGUCAUGUUAGCAAUGCAACUAACUUAUUUCCAAAGGGCCCAAAGCUUACAUGGCCUAAGGUGUCUUUAUGCAGUACUUCUAAUUGACAUCUGCAUUCUGUUAUGGUUAUAUUCUUCAUGUUCCCAAUCACAAUGUUAGUACUGAAGCUGCAAAUGUUGAACCAUAUUGUGAUUA
Suncus etruscus (white-toothed pygmy shrew) is the source of this 2922-nucleotide messenger RNA. It is a transcript of the gene DSE, whose product is annotated as dermatan sulfate epimerase. Gene Ontology annotation, molecular function: chondroitin-glucuronate 5-epimerase activity. NCBI's taxonomy places the organism in Eukaryota, Metazoa, Chordata, Mammalia, Eulipotyphla, Soricidae. The transcript is spliced from 5 exons. The record is from RefSeq and is a predicted model, not a curated record. Bases 16 to 2886 code for a protein of 956 amino acids.